This is a messenger RNA of Colletotrichum gloeosporioides, 372 nucleotides long. RefSeq lists its product as uncharacterized. Bases 1 to 372 code for a protein of 123 amino acids. The record is from RefSeq and is a predicted model, not a curated record. Lineage: Eukaryota; Fungi; Ascomycota; Sordariomycetes; Glomerellales; Glomerellaceae. The transcript has 2 exons.
AUGGCCAACUAUUGCCAGUACCACACGCUAUUGGACGAUGUCUCACUCAGUGCGCAGGGUUAUAGCCUCAGUAUUUCGUUACUAACUAUAUGUCUCCUCGACGGCGAGAUCCUUGAUAACGGUGUUGGCGGCCCGCAGACGUCCGGACUUUCAAUCUCGAAGAUUCUCCGAAAGUCCAUAUUCCGACACCAGAGCACCACACAGCGGUUGACGUUCAACGAAGGCUGUCGACUCACUGACGUGAGUGUGAUAUCAAAGGGAAUCGCUACCAGGGGCCACCUGUGGAGGCUGGGUCCCAUUAUCGAUACCACCAAAUUCCGGCGAAAUCUGCCGCGGAUCAACGAGCCCAAAGGCCGUCUGACACUUAUUUAA